GUUUACCGGAGAGCGUUUCGUAAGACGUUAAAAGGUGCAGGAGUGUAUUAUUAUAAGCAGGAAUCGUAAGCAUUCACUCAAAGGGGAAUUAGCUCAAAUGGUAGAGCGCUCGCUUAGCAUGCGAGAGGUAGCGGGAUCGAUGCCCGCAUUCUCCAAUCCCAACUUCCCCUGGCGUGCAUAUAUGGUGAAGUAAACAUGGCAACUGACGUGAGUGUUUCUAAAAACGGCUCCGGGUGACAGUCACAGGUCUGUGUGUGGGGUCAGAAACACAGAGUGAGGAAACCACGCCACCAUUCACAGUGUGAUCACUUAGAGUCACUGUGCUGAAAAGAUCACAGUUUAUAGAUUACUUCUGAUCUUUUAUUUAUUUAUUAUUGUUUUUUUGUUUUUGUUUUUUACCAUGGACAUUUUGGAGAAGCAGCUGAUUUGUCCAAUUUGCUUGGAAAUCUUUACAAAACCUGUAGUGAUUCUGCCAUGCCAACACAACCUCUGUCGGAAAUGUGCAAAUGACAUAUUCCAGGCAUCAAAUCCAUACCUUUCCACCAGAGGAGGAUCAGUGAGUUCAGGCGGCCGUUUCAGAUGCCCAUCCUGCAGGCACGAGGUUGUUCUAGACCGCCAUGGGGUCUAUGGACUGCAGAGGAAUCUUUUGGUGGAAAACAUCAUUGAUAUGUACAAGCAGGAGUCCACCAGCAGCAGGCCUACUCCAGAGAGGAGAGAUGACCAGCCCGUGUGUGAGGUGCAUGAGGAUGAGAAGAUCAACAUCUACUGCUUGACCUGCAGCAUCCCUACCUGCUCCAUGUGCAAGGUGUUCGGCUCUCACCAGGACUGUGAAGUGGCACCUCUCACAAGUGUAUAUCAAGUUCAGAAGACAGAGCUGACAGACAGCAUAGCAAUGAUGGUGGGCAACAACGACAGGAUCCAAGGCAUCAUUUGUCAGUUGGAGGAGACCUGCCGGGCCAUAGAGGAGAAUGGCGGGAGGCAAAAGUCGCAGGUGUGUGAGAAGUUUGACCAUCUCUAUGCCAUCUUGGAGGACAGAAAAAGCGAGAUGAGUCUCAAAGUGACAGCCAUGCAGGAGGAGAAGCUGAACUACAUCCGUGGACUCAAGAGGAAGUACGAAGAUCACCUGGAGAGCGCGACUAAGAUUGUGGAGUUGGGGAUCCAAACGAUGGAGGAACCAGAGAUGGCUGUUUUCUUACAGACUGCAAAACCUUUGUUACAAAAGCCAAGGAUGGGCGAAGCAACAAAUACAUCCCACUUGGAAAAAGUGGAACAUGGCUACGAGAACAUGGACUAUUACUCUGUUGACUUCAAGAAAGAACGUGGAGCUCUAAGUUCUAUAAACUUCAUCACAGAUGAGGAUGAGGAAGAGGAAGAUAGAGAUGUAGCGGGAGCAGAGACGGACGACCAUAAAGAACAAGCUACUUCAGGAGGAGCAAAUACACUGUUGCUGAGCAGCCAACCUGCUCCACUUCCUCUGCCUCCAAAUCUUGUCAAAAACACCAGCUCAUAGCUCUUCAACUUCAGAAUUUAUCACAGUUUACGAAUCUCAGUUUGUAUGGAAAGUAACAAAAGCUACUGUAAGUCGAUGAUUAGGGGUGGGGUUAACGUUUGUCUUCUUUUUUUUUUACGUAUUCAAUCCACUUCGCUAGUACAGAUACAUCCAUCAAAAGCUUGAUGCUGUGUCGUAUUGUGUUCAGGCACCUAUAACCUAAUGAUUUAUGGAUAGUGAUUAAGCUUAAAAUAUGCAGAAGUGACAACAUCUAUGGCCAUAGCAUCGACAAUGUUUUUGUAGAUUGUUGCUACGGUGAUACAGGAGCAAACUACCUUUAAAAGAAUACAGUCAGAAUAAAUGUGAAUAAAAUGCAUCCAAGACAAAAGACAAUUCACUGAAGGGGAAAGGACACAGGAUGCGAAAGACAUGAAUUGCUUGAGCGCCGAUUUUAUCUUGAUGAACUUAAUCAGUGAAUUCACAAGCUUUGGUCUUGUGAGCCAAUCAAAAAUAAGAAAGCAGGACAGUGGAUGAGCCUCUUAUUAUUGACUGGCUCUAACACUGGAUUUACCUGGGGGCUUUUUUUUAUUUCCUGUUAGCACUUCUGAAAAUAGUAUGCUUCACAAAUAGCUGAUUUCCUGCUUUUUUAUUAACUGAAAAGUUUAAUAAAUCUUAGUGAUUUGGGAAAGCUCAUAUAA
Messenger RNA from Ictalurus punctatus (channel catfish), 2187 nucleotides. RefSeq names its product tripartite motif containing 55b (gene trim55b). The transcript is spliced from 9 exons. The record is from RefSeq and is a predicted model, not a curated record. Bases 401 to 1510 code for a protein of 369 amino acids. Gene Ontology annotation, molecular function: zinc ion binding. Lineage: Eukaryota; Metazoa; Chordata; Actinopteri; Siluriformes; Ictaluridae.